UCGGUGUCGCAAGACCUUGGCUAUCGAGGCAAGUUCACCGCGACUCUCAUUGCACUCGAUCUCACGCUUCACCGAUUCUAACCAUUUUUCGCCAUUCAGUCAGACACCAACACGAAAUCCCGACAGUCACGUUUCUGAUAACGGCGAUUGAUAAAAUGUAAAAGUCAAUAAUUUACAACCGAUGCGUCGCGGUUUGUGAUACGCUAGUGAUAAUCAUGAUACCAGAACAAAAUAAUAAGUGUGUUUCGUUGUUACGACUGUUGACUAUGAGUUGAAUGAACAUGCUUUGUGUGAAGUGUGGCAGUCAAUGUCAGUGGCGGCAGUGUUUGCUCGAGCACCCUUCGCCGUCGAACUUCUACGUGAGCUGUUGGCAAAGUAGCCGGUCGUGUGUCCCGCUGAUGUCGCUACGGAUCUUCCUCUUCCUGUACUCAAUAUGUGUGCUUAUAACCUCUAUCGUCUGGAUGCCCUUGACAUUGGAUAUCAAUUGCGGCUAUUGGUUCAUCUACGUCACACAUUGGGGAUACAUUCUCGUCGCCCUCUCCACAGGCUUCGGGGCGGCUGUGUCAGCGUGUGUUUACUUUAAUCGACCUAUCGACGCGACGUUUGGAUUACCAUGGUACGUGAAGACAUAUUGGGUGUUGUACAACAUCACCAUUCCCGUCGCCUUCCUCGUCACCAUCUUCUACUGGGGCGUCUUGAGAUCUUCGGUAAAAAAGCUGAACUACGCGCCCAACCCGGUGCUGGAUAUCAUGCUGCACGGCGUCAACUCAGCCGUCAUGCUGGUGGAGCUGCUGUGCUCAGCGCACCCCAGCAGACUGCUGCACAUCAUGCAGCCGCUUUAUUUCGCCGGCGUCUACGUUCUCUUUACCAUAAUCUACUUCUUCGCUGGGGGACUUGACCCAUGGGGCAACCCUUUCGUUUACCCGGUGAUGGACUGGUCGAAGCCGGAACAAACACUGAUAGUGGUGACACUCACCGCCCUGUUCCUUGGACUGAUUCACUUAAUAGUGGUCGGCAUCGCCAGUCUCCGCGAUCUCAUCGCCAAGCGGUGUCUACGAGACACCACCGGAGUCUACAAUGACGGGUUCGACGCUUGAUCUCACUAGAUACUAGUUAUAGUGACGAUCGAAGCAUUUGCUCAAUUAUCAUUAACAGGCGCUUACAGACUUUUAUUUUAUAAGUAGAAAUUGGUUGAAGUGUUUUCAAGCCAAAUAACUGUAUAGUGAUGUGACACUAAGCAACAAGGGACAUGUAUAUGUAUUAAGUACGAGAGUAAGUUAAUUAUAUCGAGCUUAAUGCCAACUCUAUGCGACAGAAAUAUUGUGAUAUAUUUAAAUUGUUUAAAAGAUAACUUGUCAACCGUACUGCCAAACUACGUAUCUGUGCAGGUCCAAAACUAAACAACUAUAAUAAUAAUAUAUCUAUGAUGAAUUGUGAAAAUAAUUUAACUUAUUUAUCAAAAGCAAACUGUGAUCUUGUUCACCAGAGUUAGGUACUUAGGUAAUAAUUUAUGAAUUCUGUAAUUUGUACAAGCGAGUAACUGAAUUAUCUACUAAGUAAUUUUAAGUUUUUAAAGGCAAGGUUUAAGAAGCACAAUUUUUAUUGAACUUAUUUUAGCCUAAAGCUCUCAAAUCUUCUUCGUAUUUUUUCACUUGUACUUACUAAGAAUUGUUGUGGACUGUAUAAUAUUUAUAAUGUUUGUAAACACAUGUAUAAUACCUAUUUAAUAUGUUCUUAUGUUUGUGUAUUUACUGUAAACAUAGGCCGUAUUGAAGACGUAUAAAUGACUUGAG
Molecule: messenger RNA, 1793 nt
Organism: Pectinophora gossypiella (pink bollworm)
Lineage: Eukaryota; Metazoa; Arthropoda; Insecta; Lepidoptera; Gelechiidae
Product: protein rolling stone-like
Exons: 4
Coding region: 276-1097 (273 amino acids)
Cellular component (GO): membrane
Source: RefSeq, a predicted model, not a curated record